Messenger RNA from Dinoponera quadriceps, 5261 nucleotides. It is a transcript of the gene GluClalpha, whose product is annotated as glutamate-gated chloride channel. Lineage: Eukaryota; Metazoa; Arthropoda; Insecta; Hymenoptera; Formicidae. Bases 276 to 1682 code for a protein of 468 amino acids. The transcript is spliced from 12 exons. Gene Ontology annotation, cellular component: membrane; neuron projection; synapse. Gene Ontology annotation, biological process: signal transduction; nervous system process; chemical synaptic transmission. The record is from RefSeq and is a predicted model, not a curated record. Gene Ontology annotation, molecular function: extracellular ligand-gated monoatomic ion channel activity; chloride channel activity; neurotransmitter receptor activity.
CGAAGAGGCACACGAAACGGGUGGAAGACAUCCGCGGGCUCAGUGACACGCGAGCGCCAAUCGGCACCGUACCGAUUUCUCUCCCGGCGUGCGAACCCAAAUCCAUACACGAGAGGGAGAGAUAGAUCGAUCGAUAGACGCGCGUUCGCUUCUCGCGAUUUAAUCGCGCGAGACCUCUUGUGCGGCACACGCUGAGAAACACAAUCGUCUUCGCCGUGCUCAGAUACGUCGCACAUACGUCGGCUUAACUCGAUCGAUCCUCGGGAUUCGCGGAGAUGAAGGCCGGCGCAAUGUGGCCUGGAGCACUCCCGUUACUGGUGUUACUAGCGGUCCUGCUGCAUCCAUCGAGAUGUACGCAGGGAAAGGUGAACUUCCGAGAGAAAGAGAAGCAAGUGCUGGACAACAUUCUAGGACCAGGCCGGUACGAUGCGCGCAUCCGGCCGAGCGGGGAGAACGGAACAGAUGGGCCCGCGGUUGUCCGCGUCAACAUAUUUGUUCGAAGUAUCUCAAAAAUAGAUGACGUUACGAUGGAAACAGGGACUUGGCCGGCGGAGGGAAAAGCGGUCCAGACGGAAUACUCCGUACAAUUAACAUUUCGGGAACAAUGGUUGGAUGAGAGAUUACGGUUUAAUGACUUCGGAGGUCGACUUAAAUACUUGACUCUGACGGAGGCUAAUCGCGUCUGGAUGCCGGAUCUGUUCUUCUCGAACGAGAAGGAGGGUCAUUUCCACAACAUCAUUAUGCCGAACGUAUACAUACGAAUCUUCCCAAACGGCUCCGUUCUUUAUAGCAUACGGAUAUCCUUGACGCUGUCCUGUCCCAUGAAUUUGAAACUGUAUCCCUUGGAUCGACAAAUUUGCUCACUUCGCAUGGCCAGCUACGGAUGGACGACGAACGACUUGGUAUUCCUCUGGAAGGAGGGCGAUCCUGUUCAAGUGGUGAAGAAUUUACAUCUACCCAGGUUUACUCUGGAAAAGUUUCUUACGGACUACUGCAAUAGUAAAACGAACACCGGAGAGUACAGCUGCUUGAAGGUGGACCUGCUGUUCAAGAGGGAAUUCAGUUACUACCUGAUCCAAAUCUACAUCCCGUGCUGCAUGCUCGUUAUCGUGUCCUGGGUGUCCUUCUGGCUGGAUCAGAGCGCCGUGCCUGCUCGGGUGUCAUUAGGCGUAACGACACUGCUGACGAUGGCCACGCAGACAUCAGGGAUAAACGCCUCACUGCCACCGGUAUCUUACACGAAGGCUAUCGACGUUUGGACGGGGGUGUGCUUGACCUUCGUGUUCGGCGCUCUCCUCGAAUUCGCGCUAGUCAACUACGCGUCGCGCAGCGACAUGCACAGCGACAGCAUAAAGAAGCAGUUUCCGGCGAGCGAGAUGGAGCAUUCGUCGUCGAUCGAUCCAUCCUCGGAGCUGCUCGAGCCAGACGGAUCCGCCAACUUCGCCAUGAAGCCUCUGGUCCGACACCCGGAGGAUUCCAUGUCGAUGGAUAAAUUGCGGCAGUGCGAAAUACAUAUGCAACCAAGGAAAAAAAACUGCUGCAGGUCGUGGCUGUCCAAGUUCCCGACGAGGUCCAAGCGCAUCGACGUCAUCUCACGGAUCUUCUUCCCAAUCGUAUUCGCUUUCUUCAACCUCACGUACUGGUCCACGUACCUGUUUCGGGAGGAAGAGGAGGGCGAGUAAGCCACGAGGAGGAAGCGCUCGGAUCAAGGGAAGUGGCUCGCGGCCAUCCUCAACAGUUUCAAACACGACCGCAACGUUCGCGUCCUCGUCGACAGUAUCAUCGUCAUCCCCAGAAUCACAACCAUCAUCACCAUCAUCACCAUCACCAUUAUCAUCAUCAUCAGCUGUCACCGCCGCAACGUCAUCGCAACCAACUGCCGCAUAUCUACCAGCAGGACCAUCAGCAGCGUCAUCAGCGUUUUCACCCGGAUCGCUCGCCGUCGCCGUCCUUCUCGCCGUUGAACGACGACGACUGCGUCGCCGGUCGAUGUUCGCCGAGGGCGCCGCGACACUCGCGAAGAAGCUCGGCGAGAUCGUCGCCGUCGCGGUGGCCGUCGCCGGCGUCGUCGACGUCGCCCUUGGGAACGCCGUCGCGCACCAUGUCUCGGGGCGCGACACCCUCGCCGCCGAACGCGGCGUCGGUGCCAUCCACGGCGGCGCCCGCGAGCAGCUGCUGGAACCUGCCGCGUAAACUGUUCACCUGUCGUGUCCAGGGUAGCGCGAGGAUCGACUUCAUAUCGCGCAUCGCCUUUCCCCUCAUGUUCAUUCUCUUCAACUUCGCGUACUGGUGUAUUUAUCUGUUUCAAGGCGAAGACGGCGCGGUGACCAACAAGUGAGCGGAGAGAGAAAGAGAGGGAGGGAGAAAGCGUGACGGAAGAAUCGAGUUGUUGGUCGACGUUGGAUCCUUGAAAGAAGAAGAAACACGUUCGUCUCCGAUCAUCUACCGGCAUCCCGACGAGAGAGACCGUAGCAAUGUAGUUCGCUCGACCGGCCACUUCGACGAUACCUCCGCAGCCCGCGCCGCGAAACAGCGGAACAUUCCAGGACGAGAAGAUACGACGCUCGGCGGAUGAAGAUGGCUAUCACGGAUGAGGACGCAGCGACGCGUACUAUACGUUGCUACACGUUAACACGUCGUAUACGCGCGAAAACCGCGUGUAUAUAUACACACACACAGACACAGAUAGACAAACAUCGUACCUCAUGACCCACUCGGAAGACCGCGUGCCACAGACUGAACUGAAAGCGUAGUGGGCCCUGUAUAGCCACGGCCUGUAAACGAUUAAAAAAACAGAGGGAAAAAGAGUCGCAACAAAUUUAUAACUAACUAAUACCUACGUUUCCGCACGUCGACGAGCGAGCUCAUCGGCGCGCGCAGCACUCUCGCACCGAGCAUCACGGCCCGGUUCGUCGUUGCGAAAUUAAAACGGCGAACGGUCUCGAUCAAGUUUUAAUUCGCCUUAAGACCGGGACGAUCGCUCCUUCGUUCGUACAAGGGUGUUGUUUGACGAAGAAACGAUCGGCGUCGCCCACUCUUAAGGCCGUGUCGCGCACACACGCACAGGGGAGGGAAUGUUUGACGACGGGAAACACUCUAGGCGUGUGUACACCGGGUGUCAAACAUUCCGGUAGUGAACCUCCCGCGUGUACGAUGCCUCGCUGGUACGAGCUGGCUGGGUUUUCGAGCCUAGCGGCCUCCCGUGUUUCGUAUCUUUCGAUUUCUCUCACCCCGCUGUAAUUUGUAAAAAGGAGACGAGGGAGGGGGCCGCGAGGCUGAGAAGAUUGAGAGAAAACGAUCGCGAUGCUUACGUACAGCGGACUUCCGAUCAGCAGUGCGCGUCUUGAUAUCGCUAGGAGUAAUCCUUGUUCCGCCUUUCCCCGAGAACGUUUCCUUUCUUUCGUCUCUCACGGGGACGUCCGAAUAAGGAUUAACGUCAACGGGACACGCGAGCUGGCGAGCGGCGGUACGAAGUGUCGACGGUCUCGCGGCUUCCUGUUUUUUCCGCCGCCCCGGGCCGACGCGGCUCGGGGCUCUCUCACGUAUUGCUCAUGAGAGAUCGAGGACGCCACGCGCGCGGAGGACUCGUCGGCGCGGCGUCGUCGACCUCGCGGACGGAAUGAAGAGAAACGACGAAGAAGACACGCGGAAAUGUGCUCACUCACUAAAGCGAUAGUUGUAUUUUUUGAAAAUACGAGACGUCACCCUCACUGGACAGAGCCGCGUCAUCAUCGAUAAAACAAUCCUCGACACAACCCCCCCUCUGUGGUGACGGACGGCGGAGGGAAGCGCCGCGCCGAGUUCGUUUCAACGGGGAAAAAGUCCUCGAUCGCGUCCCUCCCCCGUGCGUAUCUUCCCUCUUACUUCGUGCGACCGGACACUACGCGCGCGCGUAUCUAAUAAGAAGUGAGGAUCUUGCGGGCUCCGCCCGCGACUUUGGUACACGAAUCGUUUCGAGGGACUGAUUUCAAGCAACCUUUAUGCUGUCGCAGCAAACAAAUCAAUACAUCUUUCUUGAAUAUUGCUCAAUAUUAGAGAAGUUGGCUUUUGGGAUCGUUUGAUGAAAAACGCGAGCAUACGUCCCGUUCUUCAUAAAACCGGAGGUCGAGUCUUGAAAUACACGUCUUAUAAUAUAUGGACGGUACUUGAGAAACGCCUUAUAUAUUUAUUUAUUUGCCGCGACAGCAUGCAAUUUGCCGAAUGAUUUUUCCCCGCAUAGGACGCGCGUUGUGCCUGGGAUCGGAAGCGCGCGCAAAUCGAACUUCUUCCACGAUCGCCGCGACUCGACGUUAUCUUCGGAAACUUCUGUCCCUCAGACGCAACGUGCCUCCCACGAGUUCCAGAACGGAAGCUUGUCCUCACGAAAGCGCGCGGUAAUAUCGUCGUAAUGUGCUAAUAUCAGUGUCAUUCACUGUGUGUGUGUGUUUUUUUAUAACGAAUCGCCGCACUCUUUUCGAAAAUCUUAUCGUGUUACGGUUUUAGGAGUUAUAAGCUAACGUGUUAUGGCAAACGUUUGUAUUUGCGGCUCAAGCGAGAUCAUCCGGACGGACUUCCCGCAGGCGCGAAACGACCGAGUAAUCGCGAGCAAGCAAGCUUACUUUUCGUUCGGCCGGUGCACCUUGUUUUUCCUUCCGCUAAUUCCCUUCGAGACAAAGCUCCGAUCGCCAUUUUCCGCACCUCGUCGCGAUAAAAUUGUCAUCUCAACCGGACGCGAAAUCGAACGGAAUCUGCCUCCAAGGAACGCACACCGUAAUCUCUCGACUCGUUGUCGAGUUCCUCUCGCUUCACGACGAUGAGAGGAGGUCAACGUAGCCGUGUGUAUUGGCGUAAAGGUAAUGUGUGUGUUCUUCUCGAUGGAAUAGAAGAAAGUCCGAGAAUGUUCCAGCACCGUCGAUGUUACGCGUAUACGCGUGAAAUAUUCGCUUCGCGCGUGUGCAACGAAGCACGCGACGUUAUCAUGAGCGGAAUGACGUCGGCAAUAACCCGGAAGGCUAAUUUCUCGCUCGUGCGGCGUUAGUCUUGCGUAAAGCAAUUAGGCUCAGAGUUGGCAAGUGAUGCGUUACUUGCCGUUAAAAAGUUACUUUCUUCAAUAACGCGCGACUAUAUAUAUAACGGUUAUACAUAACAACGUUAUUGAUUUAUAUUUUUCACUCAUAACGCGUUAUUUUUCACAGUGGGUAUCGAAGAACGACGAUGAGUCACUAAAAAAAGAAAAAAAAGAAUAACUUGCCAACUCUGAUUAGAUCAUAGAUACAGCGCAG